Arachis ipaensis is the source of this 495-nucleotide messenger RNA. NCBI's taxonomy places the organism in Eukaryota, Viridiplantae, Streptophyta, Magnoliopsida, Fabales, Fabaceae. The record is from RefSeq and is a predicted model, not a curated record.
AUGUGGAGGCAGGUGAUAACUCGAUUCGGCAUCCCGGAAGUUGUUGUCUCCGAUAACGGGACACAAUUCACUGACAAGAAGUUCGCAGAAUUCCUCUUCGGUCUGGGCAUAAAGCAGAGAUUCUCCUCUGUAGAGCAUUCCCAGACGAACAGUCAGGUCGAGGCCGUAAACAAGGUCAUCUUGCUGGGCCUCAAGAAGCGGCUGGAUAACAAAAAAGGUGCAUGGGCCGACGAACUCGCCUCGGUCCUCUGGUCUUACCGAACAACCGAGCAGUCGUCCACAGGAGAAACCCCUUUCCGCCUGAUGUACGGGGUGGACGCAAUGGUACCCGUAGAGAUCGGAGAGCCGAGCCCACGAUUACUUCUGAAGGGAGUAGAGGAAGCUGUGGAAAAGGACCUAGCAGAUGAGGCUAGGGAGAUGGCCUAUUUGUCAGAAAUAGCACUAAAGCAAAGAAUGGCCCUGCGCUACAACGCCAAAGUGCUCAAGAGAAUUUGA